GGGAAAGUAAGCCGAUCUACAAGUCAGCAGGGAUAUACCAGUAAUUAGUGUCAUUUCUUUAAUGUCAUAAUUGAUGUGAGAUUGUGAGAAGACAUGAAUGGAAUGGAUUAUAUUUGGCUCUUGACUGGCACUUUCUUCAUGAUGACAACUGGAACAUUACCAGGCAUUUCCUUCAUGAAUGCAUCGGGACUACCAGCAGGGCAUCUUCUUCCUAACCUGGCACUGAAGAAGACAGCUGUGCAGUCUUCAAACGGAGACAACAUCGGUUUGGCUUUCAAGGCCGUCGAUGGCAACAGAGACGAGAACUAUCAAGGAGGGUCCUGCACACUUACUCUAUCACAGUCUGAUCCGUGGUGGAGGGUAGACCUGGCAAGAGUGUAUACAAUUGGUGCUGUUGUGAUAACCAAUAGUGCAGGAUUUGAAAACAGGUUGGAUGGUGCAGAAAUCUGGAUUGGAAAGUCAACAAACUUCAGUGACCCUGAGAGUGAGAGGUGUGCCGUCAUCUCUCACAUCCCCAGUGGACAGACGUUCUACUUUCCAUGUAGCUCUAUUGAGGGACGCUAUGUCACUGUGUUUCUCCCAGGAAGUGAGAAGGUCCUAAAUCUCUGCGAGGUUGAAGUGUACUAUGGAUACCCAUUACCCAAUGUGGCACUGAAAGGAGAAGCUACCCAGUCAUCUACACUCUCUGUUGCCACUGCGUCCAAAGCCAUCGAUGGCAGACGGAUCUCGUUCUACAGCGAUGGGUUCUGUAGUCACACGGCUGAAGACGAGACCGACCCCUGGUGGAGGGUGGACCUGCAGCGAAACUUUACAGUCACUGCUGUAAAAGUCACCAACAGAGGAGACUGCUGUGCUGAAAGACUGGAUGGAGCUGAGAUCAGAAUAGGAAACUCACUGGAGAACAAUGGAAACAAUAAUCCCAGGUGUGCUUCCAUCUCACAUAUCAAAGCAGGUAAAACCUACACAUACCGGUGUGACGGAGGCAGCAUGGAGGGUCGCUUUGUGAACGUGUUUCUUCCUGGACAGAAGAAGACUCUCACCCUGUGUGAAGUGGAGGUGUAUGCUGCCCCAGCAGUGGAGCCACUUCAAAAUGUGGCCUUAAAAAAGCCAACAGUACAGUCAUCGACUUCGUCACCACCUUUUCUGUCAUCAAAAGCUGUUGAUGGGUACAAAAAUGGAAACAUACGUGGUGCAGGCUUUUCCCACACUAAGGAAGAAACAAAUCCCUGGUGGAGAGUAGACUUGUUAGCUGUCUAUAAAGUCAAUGCUGUCACCAUCAUCAACAGACAAGACUGUUGCUCUGAAAGGAUUCUUGGGGUAGAGAUUCGGAUCGGGGACUCACUGGAUCAAAGUGGAAAUCAAAACCCGAGGUGUGGCAUUAUUGAAUCAUUGGAUGGUACACCAACAUACACAUUCCAUUGUAAUGAAAUGGAAGGUCGCUACAUCAAUGUGUUCAUGCCAGCACCUCUGAGAGUUCUGACGCUGUGUGAAGUGGAGGUGUUUGCUUCUCUGCCUGCACCAGAAGCUGUUACUCCUUCACCGACUCCUCCUCCAACACCUCCUCCCACACCUCCCACUGUGAGUGUGCAGCUUGGUGGCAGGAACGUGACGGUGGUGGGAGAGAGGCUCUGCUGGUCUGAUGCUCUGAUGUACUGUAGACGUUAUUACUGGGACCUGCUCAGCCUUCACAGCCAACAGGAGCAAAGCGAGUUGGAGCAGCUGCUGGGCCUCAUUCCUUUCUCCCUCACAGACCACGUCUGGUUGGGACUGCGCAGAUCCUUGAGUGGAGACGACUGGUUCUGGAUGUCCGGACACUCCAUGAAUUUCUUCAACUGGCCACAAGAUUUUGUCCCUUACUAUUACUCCAGCAUGUGUGGAGCUAUGAGCAAUGGAGAGCACUUCCUGUGGCAGGACCUGCACUGUGGGGAACACCUCAACUUCAUCUGCCAAUCAGGUGCUGGGGACAAUGUGCAAAGAGUGGACUUCUACAGCACCAAGAAUGUCACAACUGUAAAGUAAAGGUCAAC
Oreochromis aureus is the source of this 2027-nucleotide messenger RNA. RefSeq lists its product as uncharacterized. NCBI's taxonomy places the organism in Eukaryota, Metazoa, Chordata, Actinopteri, Cichliformes, Cichlidae. The transcript has 12 exons. Bases 94 to 2019 code for a protein of 641 amino acids. The record is from RefSeq and is a predicted model, not a curated record.